AUGAUGAGCAUAAACGAUAAGGAAUUAGAGUACAUAUUUUAGUUGUACUCCAGUGAUAACUAUUAAAUCAAUUGGGAUGAUUUUUAUCAAUUAAUUUGUCCACAAGACACUUCUCUAGACACUUAGAUGCACAAAAAUGUUAAUCAAUAGAUUGUAUCAGAUCUGCUCUUAUUAUUUUAACGAUUAUUAAAAAUAGAAAUAGCAUUUUUUAGAUAGGCAGAACCAAUAAGAAUGGUUUUGUUUGAAAAACACAAGGAAACUGGUAAGCAAUUCUGCACUCUUGUGUAAGAUUAUAGUCAUCAAUUGCCUAAUUUUAAUCUUAUAAACUUUAUGAAAAAGUAGGAGUAUAUCUUUAGUAAUCAAGAUAUUCAAUUUUUGAAAAAAAGGAUUAAAUGCAAUGAUGUUAUCAUCUCUUCUCAAUAAUUUAUCAAAUAUUGCCCAUUAAUCCCAUUUUCAGUCCUCAUUAAUAAAUAGCCCGAAUACAAACUAAUCGAGACCAAGGUUUAAAUGAUACCAGAGAUCUUUAAAUAAGAAGAUCUCUUUGUUCCACAAAUACCCUAGGUCUACAUUGAUCAUCCCCAAUAAAAAGAAUACGAACAUUUUACUAAUGACUAAGAAUAGAUUCCCCUUGUUGAGCCAGUGGAUCAAGGAGGAAUCUCAAAUUAUGAAUUCUUUACAGGAAGAAGACCCUAAGUGGGCGGUUAGAAAUUUGACUAUAAUAGAUACAGUUCUCCUGAUCCUAAAGAAUCUGAAUAGCAAAUCGAUCAAGAUUAAAGGCUACAUUCGGGUCAAUCAUAAAAUUAUUUGAGUCCUUACCAAACAAUCUUAUAAGGUUAAAAGUUCAAUUCUCCUUAACCAAUUGCGAAUUACCAAGAUACUACGUAAUUGGAUAAGUAUUUAAGACCCUCUGCUUCAAGAAAAUAGGAAUUCUCUAGAGUUCCCUUUACUCCCUAAACAAACUAAAAUGAAAUUGGUAUUAAGAAAUAAGAACAGUAUGUCCAAAAUCAAAAUCAAGAAGUAUAAUAGGUUAAAACUAUGCAUCUUGCUGAUGUACCUUAUGAUCCUGAAGAGGAUUUAUUAUAAUAAUAUUUAUAACCAGCAACUAAAUUAGAUUAAACCAUCGAUAAAAUUGGUACUAGUUAAACUAGAAAGUAUAAAAUAUUUGAUGAGUAACCUGAAACUUAAUAAUAAUUCAAUAAGACUUUGUAGAAAUCUAAGCAGAAUUCACCUUAAAUACACUAAGGACCUGCAUUUUAAUCGCAGCAGAUGGAAUAACCAAAAAAAUCAAAGAAAUAUGUAUCCCCUUCAUUUUCAUAAGGUUAACAAUGA
Molecule: messenger RNA, 1329 nt
Organism: Paramecium tetraurelia
Lineage: Eukaryota; Ciliophora; Oligohymenophorea; Peniculida; Parameciidae
Exons: 2
Source: RefSeq, a predicted model, not a curated record